Vespula vulgaris is the source of this 2315-nucleotide messenger RNA. It is a transcript of the gene mbo, whose product is annotated as nuclear pore complex protein Nup88. The record is from RefSeq and is a predicted model, not a curated record. Gene Ontology annotation, cellular component: nuclear pore. Bases 17 to 2197 code for a protein of 726 amino acids. The transcript is spliced from 13 exons. Gene Ontology annotation, molecular function: structural constituent of nuclear pore. Gene Ontology annotation, biological process: mRNA export from nucleus; ribosomal small subunit export from nucleus; ribosomal large subunit export from nucleus. Lineage: Eukaryota; Metazoa; Arthropoda; Insecta; Hymenoptera; Vespidae.
UCGUCAGCUGCUCGGAAUGUUACCGCGCGCGUUGAGCAGUCGUCUUAACCUCAUAGCAGUAUCCUCGGAAAAUAUGUCCUCGUGUACCGAUCCAUUGCACUUAAACGAGAAACGAUUGUUCAAAGAGUUAAAAAGAAGUUUGUCCGGUAAUACGAAAGAGACGCAUAACAUUUUGGAGAUUCGGGAUGAUGUGUUGUACGUGUGGAACGCGGACAAGUGUUGCGUGCAAACGUUGAACGUCGGUGCUACGCGCGGUAAAUUCGACGAGGAUGUUAGUUAUCAGACUCUGCAACCAACCGAUCCGCCCAUCUUCGAGGUCAUGAAUAUGUUCAUCAAUGAAACAGUUACGCAAGUAGCUCUAUGGGGUAAUCUUGGAAUUGCUAUCAUGGAGUUGCCCAAACGAUGGGGUAAAGACGCAGGUUUUCAAGGAGGAAAGGAUACCAUUUUAUGCGCAAGCCAUUGUUUCGGUGAUUUCGGUGCUACUACUGAAAUUCGUAAAGCAAGAUGGCAUCCAGGUUCGACCGACGAUUCUCAUCUCUUGGUUUUAACAUCCGAGAAUAUCUUUCGUUUGUACGAGUGCGAGAUCAAUAGAACGCCGAAGCUUAUCAAAAGUUGGAAAGUCGGACGUAGUCCGAUGAGUGGUUCGCCAUCGAAAAUACCUAAUUUUGCGUCACUCGGUGAUACUGCUGUCGAUUUUGAUUUUGCUACGCCAACGUUAAGGAGACCGGAACUUCUCGUCGGUAAAAAUAUAAACGAGGCUAAAAACGCCAUCGAUUGGAAUCAAAUCGAAUGGCCGAUCCUCGUGCUACGCGGAAAUGGCGAAGUUCUCAUUGUUCGUGAUAAUGUUCUCUAUGAUAAUUACGAUAAACCUGUAGUUUAUGGUUCGCUGUCUAUGUAUCCACCGACCGAUGACAAUUAUGGAAUAGAUUCGUGUUCGAUCAUGUGCAUACAAACCACUCCACCUAUAGUUGUAAUUGCUAUGUGCAAUGGAAGAAUAUAUCAUGCUAUAUUGCUUAAAGAAACAUUGGAAGAGGAGGAGAACGAUAAAAAGACCUGGUCGCAAUACGGUUCAACUUACAGUUUACAUACACCAGAAGAUGCACUUUACAUCUACGAGUGUAUAGAAAUGGAACUUGGUUUAUUUUUCACGGAUAAUGACAAAAAAUAUAAUUGUCCCAUUCAUGUGCAUAACGAUAAGGGUAACAAGUCCAGGUACUUUUGUUCUCACAAUGCUGGAAUACAUAUGGUUAGUCUACCAAUGGUAUCACAAUUAGACGAUUAUAUCAAUAUUACCAAUGAUAAAAUAGAAGAGAGCUUUUUACCUUCGUUGUCAAAUCAAUCGAGUUCGCAAUAUUUAAUUUGCACGAGAACUAAGCAUACCGGAAAGGAUGAGGCCACACCAAUUCUUGGAUUUGGACUUAUUCAAGAACCAUGCGUGCUAAUCGCUUUACUUCAUACGGGCGAUGUCGUCGAUCUUUCCGUAAUAGAUCUUCAUUAUCUUCCACGUAUCGAACUUCCUGAACCAAUAGUAACUUCAACUAAAAAAGUGAGCAAAGAACCUUUCGACGUCUACAUAAAAAAUUUGUUAAAGCACGAAACGUCGCAACCAAUCACGAAACUUGGAAAUCGAUCGAUGACGCUGAGGGAAUGCGUAGAACUCUUGUUCCACGUUACGCAAAUCUUUCGCCGACAACAUUUUAUAAGGCAUGAUAAGGCUCGCGAAGAAAUUGGUAAAAAAUUACGAACAUUAAAAGCAUUAAAAACUCACUUACUAAAAGAAUUAGAUAUUUUAAUGGAAACGAAAAAGGAGCUUCAACAAACUGCAGGACGUUUGGCCGAACGUUACGAGGAUAUUAAAGAUAAACAGGAGGAAUUAGCACGCAGGGCGGAAGAGGUGCUGAGAUUAGUAAACUACAAGGAACCAUCAAUGAGUGCCGUUGAAAGAGAAGAAGCGGAAGAAUUGAGAAGGAUGAAAGAUAAAAUACAAGAUUUAAAGGUACGAUUAGAACAACUGAAAAAGAGGGCAGCCCAACAAACGACUUUUAUGGAAAAUACAGAGAUUGUCGAGAAACAAAAGGAAAUAGUAUUUAGUAAAAAUCAAGAAGAAGCUAUUAAAGAAAAUCUUACGCAAAUGACAAAAGAUAUUAAAAAUAUGGUAGUUCAAGUCAAAAAACUCGAAGACGAAGUAGGAAUUUAGUACAUUGGUAAAUAAGUUUAUUGUAUAUCAUUUUCCUAAACUACUUUCAUAUUAAUUACUAUUGGAUAAGAUAAACGUAUAAAAAAAAGAAAAAAAAAAAAGAAAAAACAUUUAUAUU